This is a messenger RNA of Chiloscyllium plagiosum (whitespotted bambooshark), 4647 nucleotides long. It is a transcript of the gene prss56, whose product is annotated as serine protease 56. Gene Ontology annotation, biological process: proteolysis. Gene Ontology annotation, molecular function: serine-type endopeptidase activity. The record is from RefSeq and is a predicted model, not a curated record. Lineage: Eukaryota; Metazoa; Chordata; Chondrichthyes; Orectolobiformes; Hemiscylliidae.
UUCAGCAACAAAUAAUAAGAAUCAUUUGCCAGUACAAAGGAACUAGAAUCUCAAAAGUUUUUAAAAAUCAAUCUGAAGGAAUCAAACCCUUCACGAAAGUUUAUGAGGAGGAUGUUGCUGUAUUUCUUCCUAGCUGUGGAUCUUAGCUUGGCUGCUCCACUGAACAGAGAUGUAUAUAAGUUGCCACCCAGCGCCUUGGAAGAAUUGUCCAAAAAAGGCACAAUAAUUUUGGAAGCAGCCCUGAAACAUGCUUUAUUGAAGUUAGAUGAAGUGCUCAGGAACAGGAAUCGCCACUUGGAAGAAUGCAAUUAUUGCCCAGCAUGUCUGUUUAACAACUGUGGAGAUAGAACUACUCAGUGUGGAGUCAUGCCUACCUCUGAGCCCAACUGUGAGACUAUUUUAAGAGCAAAAUUGGCGGAACCUGAGUCUGAGCGUCAUUGGGAGCUGAGUAAGGCCUGUUGGUAUUAUCAGACGUUCUGUCCAAAAGGAGGGUAUCGUAAAGUGAGCUGUCUGAAACAGAUGGAAGAACGCUGUCAUGCCCGGAUACUUCUGUGCAGUCAGACAGACAACAUGAAGAGCCUGAAUUCCAUGUUAAAAUCAGAAAGGAAAGUCACUUGUGGUCAGAAAGCAACGACGACUAAUCACACUGUUGCCAUGGGGAGGAUUGUUGGUGGGAACAGAGCAGCUCCUGGGAGCUGGCCAUGGCUGGUAUUGUUAAAACUGAAUGGGAAUGUGAUGUGUGGAGGCGUGUUGGUGCAGCAUUCAUGGAUUAUUACAGCAGCACAUUGCUUCACAGGGAACAGAAAUGAGAAUUACUGGCAAGUAGUCAUUGGUGAAUAUGACUUGAAAAAGCAAGAUACUGAGGAAAAAAUUUUGCAAAUCAACCGGAUUAUCACACACCCCAAGUUUAAUCAAAGGACAUUCAACAAUGACAUUGCCCUCCUGGAACUGACAGAACCUAUAACCAUAUCAGAGCAUGUGAACUUUGUGUGUUUGCCAGAAAGUGUUGGAGAGCUUCCUCCUGGGACAAUGUGUUACAUUGCUGGCUGGGGGUCACUUUAUGAAGAUGGACCAUAUGCAGAUGUGCUGGUAGAAGCAAAAGUGCCUUUGCUGGGUCAGAGUACGUGUAAAUCUGCACUGGGGAAGGAGUUGGUCACCAAUCAAAUGUUCUGUGCUGGGUAUCUAUCCGGCAAUAUAGAUUCCUGCCAGGGAGACUCUGGAGGACCACUGACCUGCAUAGAUCCUGUAUCUAAUCAGUGUUAUCUGUAUGGGAUUACAUCAUGGGGUGAUGGCUGUGGACAGCCAGGAAAACCAGGGGUCUACUCCAGGGUACCAAGUUUUAUAAACUGGAUCAACAAUGAAAUAAAAAAAUCUCCUGGAAGCCGAGAGCCAACCUGCUUUAACUUUCAAAAACUCUUGGAGCUGCAGAAUGCACAGCGAAAAUCUGAAGUUACCCGACUCUGUGCAUUCUAUCGUAGGUUCUGCCCACCUUUAUCAGAAACAACAGCUUGCAGCCGAUACAUUGAGGAAAGAUGCAAAGUGAAAAUGAAAAAAUGUGAACUCAGGACAUUUUUGCAGAAACUGCUGGACCUGCUUCACCCAGUGGAAGAAUUUAUCCGCAUUCGAGACAGUUUCUCCUUCUUCACAGAGACAGUUCCAAAAUUCAUGGAGAACAUUUACACAAACAUUUUUCCGUCCCAAGGACAGCACUUAGCAAAUCAUGAGAAAGAAUGGAUACAAACAAAUAAUCUGUUAGAAGAAAGACAUGGACGGUCGCUGGAAACUAAUUUAGAGUCAAAUAUUCAGCAGAAUAUCAGCAACAGAACUGUAGAAAUGGGAACAAUAGAAGUUCAAAACUUGUUCAAAGGUAUUGGACCUGAUUUGGACAAUUGGAUCAAAUAUUUUACUGAGAACAUAGAUUUCACUGAUGAGGACAGAGAACGGGACAAUACAGGCAGAAAAGAAGGGCAACUGUUUUUCCAGAUGGAAUCACUGAAAGGAGAUCUUCAACGUCUGUUGAGGAGCUUGAGCUCCCAGCCUGAGAUAGAUGAGAUACUAUCCUAUAUGCAGAAAAUUCCAAAUGAAGCAGAGAGUUUGUCUCCAACACUUUUGAAAGAUAAUGGACUGAAUUCAUCUAAAAAUGACUUGAGGGUGAAGAAACAAGAUGAUUUAAAUGUUGUACCAGACUCUGCAGGGUUUUUGAAAGCCAACGAUUGUCAGAGCAUCAAUGAAUCACUGUUUAAUGUCAGUUUAUUGAUGGAUGAAUAUAAAUGGAUUCUAUCUAUACCAACAGAGAAAUUGUCAAUGAGAUUUCAAGAGGUUCUGGUAGACAUGGCUUCUAAAAAUGAGAAAGGGCUGUUUAAGGCACGGGUGAAAGCUAUGGUUGGAGAUCGGCCUACAACCUUUAACAGUCUGAUUGGAUUGGAGAAUGACUCCUUUUACAGAAGCAUGGCACGGGUUAUUGGCCAGGGCUUGGAUGCUUUACAAACAUAGUGCAGUGCUAUAAAUGGGGUAUUUGCAACUCUGUUUCUCUUGUUGGGAUUCUGAUGUUAACAUCCGCGUAUGUUUCCAGUAAUAUGAAAAAUUCAACAAUGUAGGGAGAAUUUACUAUAUUGUUUUGGUUGCAGCACCUUCACAACUUUUAGCAGUUGGAAAAUGAGGAAGGAAUUAAAACUUUCAUGAAACAUUACAAAGCCUUUCACAGAAUUACUUUCAAAUGCAGUGACUGCUGUGUGGUCAAAAACAAUGUACCAACAGGUUUCGUAUUAAAUUGAAAUGUUUGGAUUAUCUUUUCAAAGAUUUUAGAACUUCUCAGUAAUGCAGACUCAGUUUUGGAACCUAAAGGAGUAAAGUUAAUUAUGUUGUUGACCAAAAUUCAAAAAUGGAAUAUCUUAAAUAUCUCGUUUUUGGUCCUGAUAAGUUAUGAAAAAUGUCAACCAUAGAAAAGCCACCAUAGUCCUGCCUGCUCAUUUGAGAGUGACAGCUAGUGGUGAAUUUAACCUGAGGGCCAUUACUUCAGGCAAGGAGAGAGGUUGAGAAUGAGAGUCCUUUAUGAUAGCUUCAGAUGGUAUAAGAAUUGAACUUAGGCCAUUAGCAUCAUUCUACAUUGAAAGGCAGCUAUCCAGCCAACUGAGCUAGUCUACCACCCAACAAAACCCAUUGGGUAGCCAUCAGAAGUUAUUUUGCUGGAACACCAAUUGUGUUCAUUUCUUUAAUCACAAAAUACAUCAGCUGUACAAUUAUUUGUCACUAGAGAUAUCUUGUGGGAAGAAUUAAGGGAAAUGAAGAAAUUAAUAUGGCACAAAUUUAAAUUUAAAUUCAGUUAAAUGUCUUUUGUCAGAGCUAGUCUUCAGUAUUGUUAGUUUUCCUAAAACAAGUACUGUUACAAGCUUGGUCACCUUGAUAUGAGAAACAUAACUUCAUUGUGUGGAGUAAAUUUGUGAUUAAUAUAUUUUCCCUGCAUUUGUACUUAAAUACAAGAAAUAGUGUGGAAAAUAGUUGGUUAAACUUGGUGACUUAGAAGAUGAUGGGGGAUCUUUUGUAGUAUGUUUCCAAAAUGGUUAAUCAACCUCAUUCUGUAGAAUAACCCUAAAUUUUUGACAAACUUCAAAUUAUUGACUACAAAUGGUGAAAAAAAAAUCUACCUGCUACUUUAAAUUGUAAAUGCUUACAACCCACAUAUUCUGACAUUACUAAUUUUUCAGAUAUUUUGGGCUAUCUACAUUGUACAAAUAUAACUUCUUGUAUAUUUAUAGUUGGUUGAUGAGGUUAAUAAGUCAAAAUGCAUUCAAGUACAAUAUAGUAACAUUAAUGUUGGGUUAAAAAUUUUUCACUUGUGUUGAUCUCAGGCAGAAUUGAGGGAGAAUAAUCAUGUUAAUGUAAGUGGAAUUUUUAAAAGUAGACCUUUUGGGGUGUGUUUGGAAGUUGUCUUCCUUCACCGCAGGACGGACGGACGGACGGACACACACACACACACACACACACCUCCCCAAGACGAUUGAAAUAGACCAUGGUCAUGUUGCUCGUCCAUCUGCAUUUACACCUGAAAAUUGCAUCAAGUAGACCCCCUCUUCACACCUUAAACUGGCAACCACACUCAUGCAUUUGAAAAUCAGUCAGUUGCUCCACAGAUUUCCGAUGAUCACAGGUAACAUAUCCAAUCGAAGUAGACUCUAAGUCAUCAGAUCAUUAACUCAAAAGGAUGUAUAUAUUUGAGCUUCCUCAACAAAUACAAUCCAUAAAACAAGUCAACUUCAAUCCUCAAAACAGCUCUGGAUUAUAGUUUGGUUUUGCCAGAAAAUUAGUCCCGGUUUAUGGUUUGUUUAGUUUUUAUUUUCUUAGAAAGCUGCUAAAUUCUUGUCACUUUGAGAAAUUUUGAAGUAGUAAAUGCAAUAGUCAGCACAGGCUGGCAGCGCAGGGCAAUGUUUCUCAAAGCAUUUCUGCCUUUUGUAAAAAAAAACUGUGUAUAUAAAUAUGUAUAAAUGGUACUUAUCCAUUCUAUUGUUGAUAGAUUGAAGUGCAACAUGACAGAAUCACUGCUGCUAUGAUGGUAUUGCUGUGAAGACACUUAUUUAUUAUUUGUUCAAUGUAUUUGAUGCAAUUUCUUUACAUUUGUGCUGAAAAGCCAUCAUAACUGAAAAUAAAGGG